GCACGCCCACCCGCCCGCGAGUCAGCAGCGAUCCGUGCCACUCAACAACGUGGUCUUGUUAGUGCCUCGGGACGGGCCAGACAGACGCACGCACUCUCGCGGCGCGGCGAUCGCGGCGGCCAGGAGGCCCUUCGAGUGCGAGGCGAGGCGGCUGCCAGCGGGGCUCGCUAUGCACUCGGCGCGGUGUGUCGCGCGGGCGGAGACAGUGACCUCGCCGAGGAUGAUGACUUAUUAAUUCAUCUUCAGUGCAAACAGAUGUAACAGGGAUAGAAGUUUGAAAUGUGGCAUUAUUGAGAACUAUUUAUAGAAAAGAAUGCAUACCAGUUGAUACAUAAAUAAAAAAUUGUAUUACAAAUGACAAGGCAAAAUGCAGAAAAGUGCCUUCUCGCAAAGGAAAAUUGGAUACUCAUAUGAGAGGAUCAGUCAUCAGUGUUGGGUGUGACUGAGCUUUGGCAUGAAUCCCUUCCUGCAGGAGUGGGUCAUCUUUACACCCUCAUUAUACACCCCUUUACCUGCUCCUGUGGUUGCUGGACCUCCAUUACCAUCGCAAAACCACCAGCCAUACCCCAGUUGCCCCUUGCCAGGCUCGGAGAGGGCCUGGUUCCUUGGGCCAGCUCUGGUGGGAUACGGGGGAAGGUACGGUGGUAAGCGGUGUGGGAGUGGUGGCGGUGGGGGCUCAGCGGCAGCAGCAGCAGCGGCAGCAGCAGCAGCAGGAGGAGCAGCAGUAGGUGUCAGGCGAUCGCCCCGCUACGCCACCCAACAGUCUUCCGCGUCUGCAGCAUCUGUGGGCAGACCAAGGAGACAUCACACUCGGCCUCUUCACACGCACCACCACAACACAACUACUAAGCAUAAGGGAGGAAAGACUAGCACUGGAUCCGGCCAGGGCGGUGCAAGCACCAACAACGCAUCCUCACAAAAGCUUGACAACGGUGGUAGUGGUGGAGUAGACACCAACCAACAGCACGACAACGCCUCCAACAACCUCACCACCAACAACGCAACCGGCCGCCACAACCACCACGAAGCCCCCCCACCCUACUCAACUAGGUCCUCCGCUGCCGCCGCUGCUGCCGCACCUCACCAUCACCACAAUCAUCACCAUAAUCACCAUCACCACCACUCCAACCAGCGCCAUAGCUCACGAGGCCCUCGUCGUAACCGGAUGAGUAUGGGGCAAAAAGUCACAGGUAAGUUGAUCUCCGAUUUCUAUAUGUUUUUUAGAUUAUUGAGGAAGGUACUAUGAACUGUUAUAUCUUUC
This is a messenger RNA of Penaeus vannamei (Pacific white shrimp), 1261 nucleotides long. The record is from RefSeq and is a predicted model, not a curated record. Lineage: Eukaryota; Metazoa; Arthropoda; Malacostraca; Decapoda; Penaeidae.